AUGCCUCUAAAACGCACACCUCCAAAAUCACCUGGCAAAAAUCAAAAAAAGGUUUCGACUCCAACUUUAAGCGAGACUUCGAAGACUGUCAAUAUUAAGACUUGUCCGCCACAAAUGACUUCCGCUACCACAGAUAAUUCACCGUCUCAAUAUUCACAAUCGGUACCGAGCACUGAUGACCUUAGUGCACAACGCGGUAAGCGUAAGUUCGAUGGUUCUGAUCACAGCGAUAUGCGUGCAUUUAUGGCUGAAAUGAGGAUGCAUUUUUCAAACUUUACAACCAAUCAGGAUAAUAAGCUUUUAGACCUACAGAAAUCCAUUACAGAAAUUAAAAAGCAAAAUGAAGAAAUAUUUAAAUCUAUCGACUUUAUAUCCCAGAAGUAUGAUGACUUAUCACUAAAAAUAAGUAAACUGGAAGAUGAUAAGAAGGAGAGCCAAAAUUACAUAACCGCGCUUGAAGAGCGAUUAGAUUUCCUUGAGAAAAAAUCUCGGUCGACCUAUGUCGAGAUUAGAAAUAUUCCCAAAAUGCCAAGUGAGACAAAAAAGUCGUUAUCGUCAUUGGUUGAGAAAAUUGGUCAAAAAUUAAAUGUUACGAUCGAGCUCAGAGAUAUAAAAGAUAUAUAUCGAAUAAAUACUAAAUCAGACGAUAACAAACCUAUUAUCUUAGAGCUAACUACGGUCGCGCUCAAGGACAACCUGAUUGAUUCCAUCAAAAAGUUUAAUAAGGUGAGGGGAGCUGAUAACUUUAACACAGAGCACCUACAAAUAAGUGGUUCUCCAAAAAAGGUAUAUAUUGGUGACUCUCUGACUCCAAAACAAAAACGUUUGUUUUAUCUGGCACGAGAGUUUGCAAAGGCCAAUGACUAUAGUUACUGCUGGUCAACGAAUGGAAAUAUAUAUCUUCGUAAAAGAGAAGGCACUUCUCACUUUCGUGUUGUCUCAGAGUUGGACCUGGACAAAAUUAAAGAGAAUGAAUGA
This is a messenger RNA of Chilo suppressalis (striped riceborer), 978 nucleotides long. The record is from the annotation of a GenBank genome assembly. Lineage: Eukaryota; Metazoa; Arthropoda; Insecta; Lepidoptera; Crambidae.